CCCACUUUACAGCCCUGCCCGCCUGACGUAAUUGGCAGAAACGUCGUAUUUUUGUUUAUGUGAGACCCCGGUCCCCGCCCCUCAUAAAGUGAGUGGCCAUCUGCUUCUCCAAUGACCACCUCUAGUUGCGGAAAUUAGUAUCUCCUUAUCGGAAUCCCUCCCAAGCCCUGUUGGAAUUCAUCUGUUGCUGACCACAGAAGACUAAGGCAUUUCAUCAAAAUUCCCCGUUUCUCCGGGCACACACAAAAUGAAUCGGUCCGAACCGAUUCCCAUACGUCGGGACCGCUCUUUUGACAGUGUGAUCAACCGCCUGCUCCGGAUGAGGUCCCAGAACCAUGAAAGCUUUCGCGCUGCCAUGUACAAUUUCCUGAUCGCCGCCGGAGUGGCUGCAUUUGUUGCUGUGUGCUUCAUUCUUGGGCCCUUCGUCCGUCCAUUGCUAUGGGCUUUCCUCAUGGGCGCGGUGCUUUUCCCAUUCAAGCGACGUUUGGCGGAGAGCGUAAACAGUUGGUUUCAUCGCUUAGAGGUGCGCGAUUCCAAUGUACUCGUCUCGAUCUGCCUAUCGCCGCUGGAAGCCACAGAGCAUUGCGGGCGGCUGCUGAUCGGGUGGCUCUGCGAACACUGGCAACUCCUCCUGGCCGGAUGCGGAGUGGCCGGGUGCAUUAAGCUGCUGGUUCUAUAUGCUCCGAAGGGUUUUCUGUUGGCCCUCUGGCAUUGGAUCACCUUUUCCCAUGGCUUGUUCGUCCAAAUUAUUGGAUUUCUCAACGUAUACGUGCUCAUUUCCUUGAUUGUGGUCUAUUUGAGCUGCGUUCACUUCUUCUGGAAGCCAGAGAACAGUGCCCACUUUGUGGUCGCCGGACAGUCCAUGUGGAUAGCUGUGGCAGGCUAUCUAAGUAGCUUUCUUGGCGCCCUUCAGGUGCCGGUAUUUCUACUGGUUAUGGCCUAUGUAACAGCAUCUACGGCAUAUCAUCUGCAAACCCUUGAUGAUUCCGGAUCCUAUCUCCACCGCCUACAGAAGUUGUUCGACAAGAAUGAUUUUGAACGGUCAUUAAGCAAUUUUAGCAUUUGUGGGAGGCCAAGCAAUGAGCCACUGAGUCCAGGCCUGCAGUCGGAUGUGGAGGACAUAUCGUUAAGUGACACUGUCGACUCGACGGACACGUUCGAUGUCAAGCCAGGAACGGAGACUUCCAGUCACCAGAGCGAUACGUUCUUUAAGCUCCUGUUUUAUGCCUGUCUGGGUACAUUCCUCUAUCGCAACGUGUGGAUGUUUAUCCUAGCGGCAAUCCCAGUAUUACUGCAUCUUAUCUACACUGUAGGAGCGUAUACGGGUAUUACCCAGUUUGCUUGCAACAAAAUCAGCGAAGUUUACGCAGCGCUGCGUUACUGGGCAAUCGAACACCAUUCUGCGGUACUGCCACUAUGUCUGCCUGGUGUCCUGGAACUCAACUAUAAAAUCAACACUAUUGUGCGGGAUUCACUAAAGGCCUCCGUUGAAUCAGUUACCUCCAUCCUAAUGAUCAUCCUCAUGCUUCUCAUCAUCGUGUUUCUAAGCGUGUUCUUCUGCGUGAACAUUUACUCGGAGACGAUUGAGGUGGCUUACCUGGGCAAGGAUUUAAUUAACAAGACGAUCACAGAUCGGCCUGAGCUAAUUGACAUCUUGCCUGCCAACAUGCAAUCGUCCAUCGAGGAUGCUCUAGAUAACGCACACCAUUAUGGUCGCCGUAAGAUUGAAACCUACAUAGACGACUGGCUGGCAGACGCCGAUAAGGUGCACGCCACCAAGUUGAAAGAGCAGAUCCUCGAAGUGUGGGACCGGCUUAUCCAGUAUUGGAUCGAUUUCAAUAAGGCCGGUUCAUCGUACGGACCGCGUGUACCAACGGAUGCGCUGAAAAGCACAUUUGGCGAAAUCGUCGACAAUCCUGGACAUUUUAAAGAGCUAGUUUUAGUGGCAAAACAGGGCAUUAUCGGCUGGGCGCAGAGCAAUACACAGACGAUCCUUGAGGUAGCAGAGUCGUUGUGGCACAUCAUCCGGACCAACAUGUCUAUGAUAAUGGGCGUGACCGGGGAGAUUCUAUCACUUGUGCUAUCGGGUGGACAAGCGUGCAUUGAGUUUAUUUUAGAUAUGAUUGUAUUCUUUACUGCCCUGUUCUACCUGCUAUCGAGCAGCCAGGAAAAGUACGCGCCCCUACAGAUCACCAAGUACCUGGGCUAUUCCAGUUCGGGCAUCAAAAUCGCCGAUGCCCUGGAGAACUCUAUUACCGUAGUCCUAGUCUCAAUGUUCAGGUGCUCUACCUUUACGGGCUUGUUCACCUGGUUGGUGCAUACUGUUUUUGGGGCCCGGAUAGUGUUCCUGCCGUCCGCCUUGGCAGCUAUGUUGGCUGCUGCUCCAUUCUUAGGCAGCUACUGGUGUGCGGUGCCAGCCUUUUUAGAGCUUUGGCUGGCUCAGGACCGCUUCUAUGCAGGGCUUAUAUUGUUCCUGCUUCAGUUCUUCGUGCCGUCAUCUUUUGAAACUGCUAUAUAUGCGGACCUCAAAGGUGGUGGUCAUCCCUACCUCAACGGCCUGGCCAUUGCAGGCGGAAUGUAUUGGAUCGGUUGGCAAGGAGCUAUUUUUGGACCCCUGAUGCUUUGCUUCUUCAUCGGUCUGUUCGAGGUGGCCACUCUAGCCAUGCGCAGUCAUCAAGAGCCCAGGAAUAGUACGGAUGAGGAGCGGACCACGUGAGUUGGCUUGGGCCAGAAACUACGAAUUUCUUUUUAAUACUCGAACUGCGAACUAAUAUAAGCUGUGUGGCCAAAUACCUGACAAUCAAAAUGAGAUUGGCCCGAAUAUCGUACCCUAGAUUUUGGCUGGAGUUUCCUUACAUAAUCUCUGCUUUGCGAAAUUUGAUUUUUAUUAGUACUAAACUUUUUAAGUAUUGAAUAUUCCGUCUAUUCAGCAAGCGCUCCUUAAUAUCUCUUCUAUCGAUCUUAAUGUUCUAAUAUACAAAAUGUACCUCGAAUUGUUUGUAGUCGUGUAACAUUUCCAAAGCCUUUAAGUACCGAUAUCGUGCUCGCUACUAAUUGCUUACUGUACAAUUGUGAUUUGUUUAAACUUAGAUACAAAAGUGCUGCAAAUAUAUUUCUGUACUAAAUAACCUCUCCUGAA
Messenger RNA from Drosophila teissieri, 3139 nucleotides. Its product is annotated as transmembrane protein 245. Bases 248 to 2716 code for a protein of 822 amino acids. The transcript is spliced from 8 exons. NCBI's taxonomy places the organism in Eukaryota, Metazoa, Arthropoda, Insecta, Diptera, Drosophilidae. The record is from RefSeq and is a predicted model, not a curated record.